This is a messenger RNA of Orussus abietinus, 3350 nucleotides long. It is a transcript of the gene rb, whose product is annotated as AP-3 complex subunit beta-1. Gene Ontology annotation, cellular component: membrane coat; AP-3 adaptor complex. Lineage: Eukaryota; Metazoa; Arthropoda; Insecta; Hymenoptera; Orussidae. The record is from RefSeq and is a predicted model, not a curated record. The transcript is spliced from 10 exons. The coding region runs from base 1 to 3156 and encodes 1051 amino acids. Gene Ontology annotation, biological process: intracellular protein transport; vesicle-mediated transport.
AUGUUGACUGCAGCUGCGAAUUCGUUAUCGAAUAAUGGGGGUUCGUACAGUAAUGACAGACCUUCGAGUGCAGGUGAACCCGAAUUAGCUGCUGAUCCUGCAUCGGGGGGUUUCUUUCAUUCAGACUAUAAAAAGCAUGAAGACUUAAAACAGAUGUUAGAUAGUAAUAAGGAUGGCCUCAAGUUGGAAGCGAUGAAACGCAUAAUUGGGAUGGUGGCAAAAGGAAGAGACGCUUCUGAUCUUUUUCCAGCUGUAGUUAAAAAUGUUGUAUCAAAAAAUAUUGAGGUUAAAAAAUUAGUUUAUGUGUACUUAGUACGCUAUGCGGAGGAUCAACAAGACCUUGCCCUUUUAUCAAUUUCCACAUUUCAAAGAGCUUUGAAGGAUCCAAAUCAGCUGAUAAGAGCCAGUGCACUGAGAGUACUCUCUAGUAUACGAGUAUCAAUGAUAGUUCCAAUUGUUAUGCUUGCCAUUAAAGACUCGGCUAGUGACAUGUCUCCGUAUGUUAGGAAGACUGCGGCUCACGCGAUUCCUAAACUGUACUCUUUGGAUCCAGAUCAAAAAGAGGAGUUAAUAGCUGUUUUGGAGAAACUAUUGUCGGAUAAGACAACUCUUGUCGUGGGAUCGGCAGUAAUGGCUUUUGAAGAAGUUUGCCCUGAGAGAAUAGACCUUAUACAUAAGAAUUACAGAAAAUUGUGCAAUUUAUUGGUUGAUGUUGACGAAUGGGGACAGGUUGUUAUCGUAAACAUGUUAACAAGAUAUGCUAGAACUCAAUUUACUGACCCUAAUAUCAAUGAUGUUCCUGAAGAUGAUAAUCGUCCCUUCUAUGAAUCGGAUUCCGAUUCAUCGGUUAUGAAAGUACCUAAGUCUACAUUAGACCCUGAUCACCGUUUACUGUUACGAAAUACGAAACCUCUUUUGCAAAGCAGAAAUGCAUCCGUAGUUAUGGCUGUAGCUCAACUGUACCAUCAUGCAGCACCUCAAAACGAAGUCAUGAUCGCUGCUAAAGCUCUAAUAAGAUUGUUAAGAGGACAUCGAGAAGUGCAAAGUAUUGUUUUGCAUUGCAUUGCCAGCAUAUCAAUUACGAGAAAGGGGAUGUUUGAACCUUUCCUUAAGUCUUUCUUUGUUAGAACUUCUGACCCAACUCACAUAAAGUUACUGAAAUUAGACAUCUUAACUAAUUUGGCUACCGAAACAAGUAUUGGUGUAAUACUGCGAGAAUUUCAAACUUACAUCUCGAGUAGUGACAAAGAAUUUGUGGGUGCAAGUAUCCAAGCUAUUGGAAGAUGUGCCAGCAAUAUAAAAGAAGUAACAGAUACUUGUCUUAGUGGAUUAGUUUCAUUGCUGAGUAAUAGAGACGAGGCCAUUGUAGCAGAAAGUGUAGUCGUCAUAAAGAAACUACUGCAAACUCAACCGAAUGAACAUAAAGACAUAAUAGCUCACAUGGCAAAAUUAAUGGAUUUUAUAACCGUACCACAAGCCAGAGCUUCUAUACUAUGGCUGUUAGGAGAAUACUCCGACCGGGUACCGAAGAUUGCGCCAGACGUGCUCAGAAAAAUGGCUAAGAGUUUUACAAAUGAGCAGGAUAUCGUGAAACUGCAAACUUUGAACUUAGCUGUGAAAUUAUGCUUGAACAAUCCUGCACAAACCAAACUAUUCUGUCAGUACGUUUUUCAGCUUGCUAAGUACGACCAAAAUUAUGACAUCAGAGACAGAGCUCGCUUUUUGAAGCAUUUCAUUUUUGACGACGAAGAAGGGCCUAGUAAAAAGCUAACGCAGCUUGCAAAGAAAGUUUUCCUCGCUCCCAAGCCAGCUCCGACACUGACAUCCAAAUUCACAGAUUCUCAAUUUCAACUGGGCACAUUGUCACAUUAUCUUAACAUGCCUUGUGCGGGUUAUCGACCGUUACCUUCGUUUCCUGAGGUUCCUCCAGAUCCAUUCCUUAGGGAUGUUGCAGAGCCUCUGCCUUUUGUAAAAAGUGAGAAGCACGGCAAGAAAGAAAAGCGAGAAAAAAAGAAUAAAGUGAAGGAAAAGGUUAUUUACAGUGAAGAAGAAAGCACGGCUGCUGAAGAAUCCAAUGCAGAAGAAGAAAGUACUGAAAGUUCAUCGAGCCAAUCAUCUGAGAACAGUGACUCAUCUGAGUAUUCUGAAUCAGAAUCAGGGAAGUCAGAUAACGAAGGUGGACAAAAGAGUUCAGGAAGCAAGUCGGAAGAUUCUGAGAGUGAGACGGGUAGCCAAAGGUCCGACGAGGAAGACUCAAGCUCAGAGGAGAACGAUAAUGAGAUUAAACAAACUGCAAAAGAAAAGACUACUAAGAAAGAAAAUGUGGAAAAACCUAAGAGUAACCUUGAUUUACUGUUGGAUUUAGAUGACAUAAUGCCCAUGACACCUGUCAUGACUCCAAGCUUCGGAGGUUUCCUUACUCCGAUGAAUCCAACUGUCUCAAAUGAAACUAGAGAGGUUGCAACAUCUUUUGUACCAAUUAAGAAGUCUGAAUUAUUAAAUAAAAUUAGUGGAAAAGGUUUAAAAGUUGAAUUCAGGUUCAUGCGAUCACAGCAUUUAGUUAGUUCAGUUAUGGUUUCAAUAGAAUUAACAUUUACAAACGAAGGCACUGAAACUAUUCAAGAUAUUCACAUUGGGAGUAAGAACUUACCAUCUGGAAUGCUAAUCCAUGACUUUUCACCUAUAUCUAUUUUGCUGCCAAAUGCAACCUUGUCGUCCACUUUGGGUGUCAAUUUUAAUGAUUCUACACAGCCCGCGCCUUUUAGUAUUGACUUCACCAUAAACGAAGACAAAUACUCUCGAUCUGUCAGUAUAAGUGCACCUAUUGGUGAAAUAGUGAGGUCGGUUCUCCUACCUGAAAGUACAUUUAUAUCUGAAAAAGCAAAAUUAAAGGGCAUGAAUGAACACACCAUGAAAGUGGCUUUCUCAGGGAACAGAAAGAUCAUUUCUCAAAAGAUUUUUGAAGCUGCAAACGUUGCUGUAAUAUCCAGUGAAGACGAUAUAAUCAGAUUUGCAGCACACACAUUGGCUUCAAAAUCAUUAGUUUUAAUAACUGUAAAGAUUCUGGAAAAUAAUGAUUUGGAAGUAUGUGUGAAUUGUGAAAAAAUGGUCGUAGGUUCUAUGUUGCUGAAUGAGUUGAAAAGUAACCUGAAAUGAGCCUCAUUUCUUAAGAGACUUACAUGAUCGUACGUAUUUGACCAGACGCUCAAGUUUUCCUCAAUCGUCCCAAUUAUCACCAAGAACACUCGUAUCUCAUUCCACUUUACGACUAUAAAGUGUACAUUUGCGGAUAUACAUAUAUAUACAUAUAUAUACAUAUACACAUAUAAAUAUUUUAUUCAAAUAUUACC